Molecule: messenger RNA, 12282 nt
Organism: Podarcis lilfordi (Lilford's wall lizard)
Lineage: Eukaryota; Metazoa; Chordata; Lepidosauria; Squamata; Lacertidae
Source: the annotation of a GenBank genome assembly
GACGGUGGAUGCGCCGGCGGCCGCCGCGGGGCAUUGUGGGGCUUGUAGUUCUGGGGUCCAGGCGGAGGCAUGUGCGCGAGUCGCGGGAUCUCCACCCGGCUGCAGCUGAGCAAAAGGAGAGGUCAGACCCGGCAAGGGGGUGAGGGAGGCUUCUUGCCUCUGGGGGAAAGAGCUAGGGGGCUUGGGCUGAGCCCCCUGAGACUUCUAUUGAGUCAGAGCAUUGGUCUACCUAGCCUAGUUUUGCCUACAGGAAUUGGCAGCAAUGGCUCUAGUCUAGGCUUUCAGGCGGGGAGUUUUUACCCCGACCCCCGUCCUACCUGCAGAUACCGCUGGGGAUUGAUGCUGCGACCUUCUGCAUGCAAAGCACAGACCCUCCAAGUGUCUCUCUUUUCCAGGGACGUCCGUGAUUUAGAGAAGCCGCCCCGGUUUCGGAUUUGAUCCUGGAAUGUACCACUUUUCCUUAGGAUGUCCCUAUUUUCAUUGGAGAAAUGUUGGAGGGUAUGGAGUUAUCUGCAGUUCAAUAUUCCCUCCCUCUCUUUUUUGCAGGGGGGGAAGGGGGUGUUCCUGCACUGAGUGAAACCUUCUGCACAAAGAUCCACCGAAAGCAGAAGACAGUCAGUGUUGCCUAUGACUCUCCCGGAGGAAAUGGUCUGGGCAAGACAAACGAAGGAGAGGGCAAGAAGCAGAAGUGGGAACCAAAAAACUGGGAGCAGCACCUGAGCAACAUCCGAGAAAUGAGGAAGGAGAGAGAUGCCCCUGUGGACCAGAUGGGUGCUGGGAAAUGCUUUGACAGUGAUGCUCCUCCAGAGGUGAGGAGAGAGCUCAAAACUGAGCUGAACUGCACAUGUUUAGGAGCAAGAAGGAUCUUGGCAGGUUGCAUUGUCUGCCUUCCUGCCCUCAUAGAGCAGGACUGGGCAGCAGAUAGAGGUUGAGAUCUGUUUGUAGAACAGAUCUGGUUUUAACAAUGAUAACAUGGGUUUUCCCACCUGAUGCUAGGAAAGCUAACCACUCACUGGCCCUGCUCUGCACCCUCCUUGAAUGUUUUUGCCUGGCUGAGAUCUGCCCUUGAACCCUGAUAAUGUUUCCAUCCAUUUACCUGGAUGGAAGACCGCAGAGAAAUCUGUGUGUGUAGAAACCUCUGGCUUUUACAUAGCUGGGAUGUAAAGGCUCUAGCCACAUCCAUUGCUCUAACCAUCGUAUUUUUUGCUCUAUAAGACGCACCAGACCACAAGACGCACCUAGUUUUUGGAGAAGGAAAACAAGAAAAAAAAAUCUGAAUCUCAGAAGCCAGAACAGCAAGAGGGAUCGCUGGGCAGUGAAAGCAGCAAUCCCUCUUGCUGUUCUGGCUUCUGGGAUAGCUGUGCAGCCUGCAUUCGCUCCAUAAGACGCACACACAUUUCCCCUUACUUUUUAGGAGGGAAAAAGUGAGUCUUAUAGAGCAAACAAUACGGUACUUUUGCUUUUGGCCCUGCCCAUUACUAGCAUACGUUGCCUAUCAAGAAAUAUGGCCCCUAGGUGGUUCUAGCAAAAAAACAAAGUAGAUCUGACGAAAGAUGAUAUCCUGUGAUGAUCACCUUCCAUCUCCAUACCAUACUGUAGGUUAGGCGCUACCAGGUCCUCUUGUCACUCAUGCUCUCCAGCCAAACCAAAGAUCAGGUGACUUCGGCGGCCAUGAUGCGCCUGAGGGAGCAUGGCCUCACUGUGGACAACAUCUUGGAGACUGAUGACGUGACUCUAGGCCAGCUCAUCUACCCUGUGGGGUUUUGGAAGGUGAGCCAUUUGAGAGAAUAGGAAAGAGGAAGAGCAUUAAGCCAAUAUUUUUAUUGCCCUAAUCUUAGUAAUGAGCGCUGGGCAUUUUGAGGAAAUGAAGCUGGUUAUAUUUGUGUUUGGCAGAGUUGCGGUUGGGAGAACAGCUUUAAAGACUUUAGAAAAUGUGAACGUCUGAAGAUCAUAGCUGCUGGGUCAGGUUAAAGGGGGCCAAUCCAGCCCAGCAUCCUGUUCUCACAGUGACCAACCAGAUGCCCCAAUGGGAAGCCUGCAAGCAGGCCCUGAAUACAACAGCUCUCCCCACUUCCAAUUCCCAGCAGCUUGUGUUCAGAAGCUUCCUGCCUCUGACAGUGGAGGUAGAGCAUAGCCAUUGGUGUGGUGUGGAGUGGUGCAUGCUCUAGUUAUCUCCCGCUUGGACUACUGCAAUGCGCUCUACGUGGGGCUACCUUUGAAGGUGACUCAGAAACUGCAGUUAAUCCAGAAUGCGGCGACUAGACUGGUGACUGGGAGUGGCCGCUGGGACCACAUAACACCGGUCCUGAGAGAUCUGCAUUGGCUCCCAGUACGUUUCCGAGCACAAUUCGAAGUGUUGGUGCUGACCUUUAAAGCCCUAAACGGCCUCGGUCCUGUAUACCUGAAGGAGCGUCUCCACCCCCAUCGUUCAGCCCGGACACUGAGAUCCAGCACCGAGGGCCUUCUAGCGGUUCCCUCAUUUCGAGAAGUGAGGUUACAGGGAACCAGACAGAGGGCCUUCUCGGUAGUGGCGCCCGCCCUGUGGAAUGUCCUUCCUUCAGAUGUGAAGGAAAUAAGCAGUUAUCUUAUCUUUAAAAGACAUCUGAAGGCAGCCCUGUUUAGGGAAGUUUUUAAUAUUUAAUGCUGAAUUGUUUUUAACACUCAAUUGGAAGCCGCCCAGAAUGGCUGGGGAAACUCAGCCAGAUGGGCGGGAUAUAAAUUAUUUAAUUAUUUAUUAUUAUUAUUAUUAUGGAUUGUGGCCAUUGAUAGCCUUAUCCUCCUCUAUGAAUUUGUCUAAUCCUCUUUUGAAGCCAUGCAAAUUGAUGGCGCUCACUGCCUCCUGUAAGAAUGGAUUCCACAGUUUAACUGUAAUUGGUUCUUUCAUACCACCAAACCCAUUAAGAUUCUCGUGGGAUAUCUGAAAAAUGUUGUAUGUUCAGAGCAUCUUACUCUAGCUGGAGACUUCUUAAGAGGAGGAAAAUUGAUAUUAGUCCCUAAGUGGUACCCUCCCAAAAUGCUGAAAGAACACGAGUGGUUUUAAUACAAUAUGGUAUGUCACUUUGAUGUCUAAAGUUACAGAAAUAGUAAGAUUAAGGGAGGGGAGACAGAAAUCAGAACAGUUUGCAAGUUUAUGUAUCCCACCCGCCUUUACAAAUCAUAUGGAGCAAAGAUUUAUUUUAGGACUGUUUAAUGCUUUCUCGACUGUAGCAUGAAAUAGUAUAACUUUUCUAUUACAGUAAGCCCACAACGUACAUGGGGCUUACAUUCCAGGGAUCGCACCUAAAGCCAAAAUUGUGUGUACUCAACACUCACUGGGUUUAAUGGAGGUGGGAUUGCCAAAGUCAUUUUUCACAGAACCCCUACCACUUUCCACUUCUUUUUAAAAUAAAAAAAUUGCCAUGCAUGUGAAGCUGAAUCCACACAAGUUAAAUGUGCGCAAGUUGUGGGCUUCCUGUAUUUCAGUAUUAAGUAAUCAAUAGCACAAAAGAAAAAUCUAUUGGAUGGGAGGAGGAAAUAAUCAAACAGGUUCAAGAUUGUAAUUACAAGUGGUCCUAAUGACCAGCUGGGUUGUGGAAGCUGUUUAAGGAGAGGAGGCACCAAAUGUUGUGAGUCUGGUUCAGACCAGAGAGGCCUCCUUACCAAGGGGCUUAAUAAUCCUUUCUACCUUGCGGUUCUGAAAGCACAUCCCUGCUAGAUUCCAUUGUCAUUGUGGUCCCUGCUUUCAUCCGGGCCCCUCAAUCCUUACAGUCAGCCCCCUUAUUCCCUCCAUUGCCUGAGGUCAGCUGGCUAAACCUCCAGUGUGCAUCCCCCCAUUUUUCACUGACUACAGCGGAAAGUGAGCUACAUCAAGCAGACCACAGCAAUUCUGAAGGAGGACUAUGCUGGAGACAUCCCAAGGACACUGGCGGAGCUGGUGAAACUCCCAGGGGUUGGACCCAAGAUGGCCCAUUUGGUGAUGGACAUUGCCUGGCAGGACAUCUCUGGAAUCGGUACUGUUUCCAUUUUUCUCUUAGCAGGGCCAACUCAUUUGCUCUAGGAAUCGGAGCUUCUAGAAGGAUCCGGGAUGGGGACUCUUGGGCCUAGGGGCCAAAUGUGGCCCUUUGGGCCUAUCUGUCUGGCCCUUGUAACAUUCCCCAGGCCACACACCCUCACCAGUCUUGCUUCACACGCCCCUUGAGCGUUUUUGCCUGAGGAGAGGGCUUUUGUAUGCGGGUCCUGCUUGCAGGUCUCCCUCUGGUGCAUGUGGGUAGCCGCUGUGAAAACAGGAUGCUAGACUAUAUGGGUUCUUCUUAUGUACAUAGUUUGUCUAAGGCCACCUGAAGCAGAGGUGAAAUGGGUCCUUUGUGGCUCACACACUUACAGAGCAAUCAUAACCAUGUCUACUCAGCAGCCCCAUUGAAUUCAGUGUUAGAAUCUAUGCCGCACCUGUGCUUUUCAAAUGAAUAGCUGUCAUUUCAAAACAAUUCCUGUGAGGAGGCCUACCUUGGAUUUUGGGACUGUGGUGCAAUCCUGCUAUAGGCAGGAGGUGGCGCUGUGGCUCCAUGGCCCAUGCUUGCGCUAACCCACCUUUUUUAUUUUAACAGUACUUCCAAUUAACAUUUUAGGUUGCUGGUUACAGGAAACCUGGGAGGGCUGAUUCUUGAUGAAUGGGACUUCAGGAACCAGUUGAUUAAAAACUGAGGGUGGGGAGAAUAUCAUUCGGGGUUCUCUGCUGGAAUUCCUUCCCGAUUAAUCAAGGAGCCUGUGUGUUUCGCCCAGAGAUGGCGGCAGUGCUGGGUGACAGACAGUGCCCAGUAAUUUCAAAGGUGGGGAAUCAGCCAUUGUUAUAUUUGAGGCCUUGAGGCAACCUGAUACCUGCAUGGCACCUGUGAGCCUCUUCUGAAUGCCUCCUCCGAGCUUCUGACUUAAGACUCUUACAAAAUGCAGACUCAAAAGGGGCAUUAAAAGGGGCAUUAUUUUCCCCCCUCCCCCCACUUUUGCUUACCAGGUAGCCAGACUAUUUGGGUUGGCCUAAUAAAGGUCUUGCCCUAAUAAGGAUGUUGAAAUUUCCAUUUCUGGUUCCAAAAGUUGCUUCCUUCCACCUGCCACUUCACAGCAGCAGGUCCUGAUCUUCACAGGCAUGCUGUGGACCACCUGAAUGAAGUUCACGGACCACUGUGGUCCUCAGACCAGUGUUUGGGAACCCCCUGGUUUACAAUACACCGGCAAGGCACAAUUCAGAAAGCAUUAUUUUCCGCAAUCCAAAACAUUAGUAUAUUAAAAUGAAUUGAACACACUUGGAUUUUCAAAAUCAAAACAUUGUGUUGUAUCCCUCAAAACAUAAGAAGAACCUACUGGAUCAGACCCAUGGCCCAUUUAGCCCAGCAUCCUAUCCUUACAGUGGCUAACCAAAUGCCUGUGGGAAACCAGCGAGCAGGAUUUGAGCACAAGAGCCCUCUCCCCUCCUGUAGUUCUCAGCAGCUGGUAUUCAGAAGCAUUGCUGCCUCUAAAUUUGGAAGCAGAGCAUAGCCAUCAUGGCCAGUAGCCAUUGAUAGCGCUUUCCUCCAUGAAUUUGUCCAGUCCUCUUUGAAAGCCACCUAGGUUGGUGGCCAUCACUGCCUCCACAGUUCCACAAUUUAACUAUGUACUAUGUGAAGCAGUAUGUUCUUGUAUCUGCUACUGACAGCCCAGUGACUAUCUGAAACCUGUGGCCCUCCAGUUUCCUGACUCCCACUCCCAUCAGCCCCCCGGCCAGCUGGGCCAGCAGCCAGUGGUGCUGGAACUUGGAAGUCUAGCAACAUCUGUAGGGCCACGGGUCCCCCAGCCCUUCUCUGGUCGAAAGCUCCUCUCAAAGACAAAACCAUCCUUUCCUUCAGGUAGGGGUCAAAUAUCCUCUAACUAUUCUGGGAAAUGAAUAUGGGAUCUCCUCUCCCCUGACUCUACUCACCAUUUUCCAUAGGUGUGGACACACACGUGCACCGGAUUUCCAACAGGUUGAAGUGGGCAAAGAAGGAAACCAAGCUUCCUGAGGAGACUCGGCUGGCUCUGGAAGAGUGGCUCCCCAGGUGAGGCAGUCAGGGUCAAUUCUGUGUUCUCUCUGUUUCUUUUUUUUAAUUCAGUGACCUGGGCCACACAUGAUGCCAAGCCAUAGUUUGUUUAGCCUAAGCAAAAUGUGAAGUCAUGGUUUGUUUUUGGCUUACGAGCUGUGGCUUGUUUUAACAACAGUUUGGCUUUAUGAUCAACAUCCCAUCUUCAUUGUCUCCCAUUCCAUUUCGGAGCCCAAUUCAAAGUGGUGUUUUCCAUCUUCAGAGCCCUAAACGGCCUCAGAGGAGGACGUCUGAAGGCUUCCCUUCUCCCAUACAAAAUUUACCACAGGGUUAGGCCUUCAGAUAAGCUCCAGGGGCAGCUAACCAAUGACCCUUCAAAUCUUUCUGAACUACAACUCCUGUAUCCUUAGGGUGAAGGGUGGGUGAUUAAUCAAAUUAAUAAUAAUGAUUAAUGAACAUUUCCCUUCCUUCUCCUCCUAGAGAUCUCUGGAGUGAGAUAAACUGGCUUCUUGUUGGGUUUGGGCAGCAAGUCUGCUUACCUGUAAAUCCACGCUGCAGUGAAUGCCUCAACAGGGACAUCUGUCCGGCUUCGAGGAAGCGCUGAGAGAUGCAACACUUACUGGAACAGGCCACCAUACUGGGGGACUGGGACUUGGGGGCCCACCAAUGGACUGAUGAUGCUGUAGCUGACCUGCCAGUGGCUUGAGCAAGAGGGAUUUUCACCCUGAAAUCUGGUGGCACUACAGCAAUGACUUGGUUCCUGGUCUCCAAGCCAUGCACAGGUGAGAGGGGUCCAAAUAGCAUUGUUCCUCAUAAAAGGACCACAGAGUUGACUUAAGUGUGGUGUCCCAGGCUGCCCUGAAAGGACUCCUCUUAACCCAAGUAUGAAGCCACACAGAGAGUAGUUAAAUAAGUGCAACGUAUUGGGGCUAGAUUCCAGACUAAGUUAGCUGGACUCGAGUCCCACUGAAAUCAGUUGCACGUGUACAUCUUGACAUAUCUCAGUUCAGCUAGCUCAGGCCCCAUCAGCACCAUACAUUUAAAGCAGUGACAUGCUACUUUAAACAGUCAUGGUCCCCCUGCCAGCCCCUUUCCCCCUCACGGAGCUACAGUUCCCAGAGUUCCUGGGGAAGAGGGGUUGAAAGUACUUUGGGAAUUGAAGCUGGAAGGGAAUAGGGGGUCUCCCAGUAACUCCCAGCACCCUUAACAAACUACAGCUCCCAUGGUUCUUUGGGCAAAGCCAUGAGUAUUUAAAAUGAUGAGAGUCUACUUCAAAAGUAUAGUCCAGCCCCCAGUAUCUUUUAAAUGAAGAUUUUGUUGGAUUCCUGUGGCUAGAAAGAGGAGAUGGGGGGAGGCAGGCUGAAAAUGGGUGAAACUUUCUUUAGGGUGAAAAUGAAAACAAGCAGAAAGUUCAGGUUGUGUCCUGUCAAUGGAAGGUCCACAUGUUUUGAUAUGUCUGGAGAUCUCUUUGUCAUAAGCUAUAUAUGUCUGACCAGAAUUUCUAAGGUUCAGCUCACAUGACAUCCUCUGGCCUUUGUUUUGAAAGGGCAAGGCUCCCACUUUGAGAGCCUCUGCCUGAAGGGCAACCAGCCCUCAGGGUGUGUUGUAUUUCCUUGUCAUUAUGCCUCUCCCUGCCUCCACACACACUGUGAAGGAGGCCGGUCAUAUUUUCUUCCCAGACCAGACCUUCCUAAGAAGUGUUUGUGGAUUCUGUCAGCUGCCUUUGCCCUUGAAGAAUUUCCAAUUUAAAUGCUAAUAAGCUAGUUACCAGGCAAAAGGAGUUAUCCAGCUCCACUGGAUGAUGUCAUUCAGGCCUGUCCCAGCGUCAUGGAGGAAUUAGCCUGUUGCCAAGGUAGGGAGAGUUGGAAGUUUAAAAACAGAUGAGACAGAAAAAAUUCUUCCCACCCCAGUUGUGUCUGAUGGGCUCCAGGGCUUGCAGAUUUUAGAUCAGCUUUCCUCCCAAUCUAUCGCCCUCCUGAUGUUUUGAACUACAACUCCCAUCAGCCCCAGACAGCGCAGCCAUAAAAUGCAGUCCAAAACAUCUGGAAGACACCAGGUUGGGUAAGAGUUCUCCUAUGUGAGAACGAAGCCUUUGAGAUGUCCCAAGCAAAAGGGGCAUUUGGAAUACAUUGUAAGCCUUGAGCUUUGCUUAGCCUGUCACAUAAGCCAAAUGCUGAGAACUGCAUCUACCUAAAGAGUAAUUCUUAUUUUUAUAUAAUAAACAGUUUUGUUUGUAAUAAGAAUAGUUUUGUUUAACAGUCUCUGUUUGGUGCUCAGGUUUCCCAGAAGAGGGGGCUUAAUCCAGAGUGGGGAACGUGGGCCCAGGAUCUGAAAGCAGCCCUCCAGGCCUUUCCUUCUGUCCUCUGGGACUCUCCCUAUGCCAUACCCCCUCAUUGGCCCUGCUUCAAACCUUCCUUGAGGGGCUGGAAUACGUUUCCCAGAUAAUUUAAAUGCACCUAGAAGUGAGGCAAUCUGGCACAGCCAGGAAACAGACACAAAAGCUGGAUGGGAGGAAGCGAGGGAUACCAUAAGGAAAUAAUAAUUUGGACACCAACAUCAUAAAACUCGCUGUACAUGGGAAACCAGUUUUAUUAUUGACAUUUUAGUAUACAUUUUUUUACACAAUGCAGUUAACAGCUCUUCUUAUAACUUUUUAGUGAAUGUCUAGGUUAGAUGUGCAGAAACGGAGUUAAGUGCUGCAGAGCAUAUAGGAUGGCAGAGAAAAGAGAGCCAGGCGUGCUUUUAAAUCGUCAUGAGUCAAUCCACGGAAUAGAGAGUGGGAUGUUUACUUUCUUGGAAGGGGUAGGGGGAAAGAUACCUCUAUAGGUACAGAUUUGUAUAGGAGAUUUCAAUUGUACCACAACCCUCAAAUUUGUGCUUCUGUCACACCUCUCCUAUCCUUAAAGAAUGACUUUAGAAAUCCUUGUUCAAACCAGUCCUGCAUUCAUUCAUUUCCUUACUAUUAUAUUUCACCUUUCUUCGAUCAUGGAGCCCAAGGUGUUAUCCAGGCAUUUUUCAAAAGGCCUAUCCUGUUUCAUCUUCCACUGACCAGAUGUAAACCUGUUCUUUCCAUGCAUCAGAGGGGUGGAGAACCUGUGGUCUUCCAAAUGUUGCUGGACUCCACCUCCCAUCAGCCCAAGGCUGGUGGGAACUGCAGCAGCAGCAGCACCCCACACACACCUGUGGUGCAUCAACACCUUUGCUAAUAAUGAAUUAGGGGCAAUUCUUUUGGAGGUAAAAAUUUUAGCCUAAUUUGAAAAACAAGCGCCCUCCAAUCAUUUAAGGAAUCAAAGCAGCCCCCCCCAAAAAAGCCUUUAUAAAUCUCACACCGGCCGUUCUCAAAAUCAAGUUUCAAGCAACCUUAUCAGCAGGUAUUAGCAUAUACCUGAAUUACUACCAGUCUCACUCAAUAAGUGUUUUCUUUGUUAAAAAAAAUAAAGAAGACUCAGCAGAGCAUUCUUCAUUCACAAACAUUUCAUUAUCCUCCUAGAAUCAGUGGCCCCGAGUCAUCAAGAGAGAUUUAUGGCAGGCUUACUCAACCUGGGGCCCUCCAGUUGUUGUUGGACUACAACUCCCAUCAGUAUCAGCCAGCAUGGCCAAAGGUCAGGGGUGAUGGGAUAUGUAUUCCAAACAUCUGGGCACCAGUCUUGGGAAGGAAGAUCUACAUGCACUCUUAUUUGCAUUUGCCCCAUAAUGCACACCCUUCCUGUGGCAUCAGCAGGAAGCCCCCGUUCAAUACUAAUGGGCAUCUAUGGGACUAACUGAGCAUAACUGGGGCUGGACUGGGAGUCAGCAAGUACAGCUGUUCUCCAAUAAUAAAUGGUUUGGGAGUGUGGUAAAAUCCCAUGCCUGCAGACUGAAUUGUGCAAAUUAGUCAUAUUUACAUAUAUUUAUUUUUACAUAGCUUCACAGUCUUCAAUGGUGCAGGUUUUUAAAAACAAAUUGGAAUGUUUUGGUCAAGCUUGGCAAAGAAUGAGUCUCAAAGGGGGAAAGAAUUCCUGACAUUUCCCCAGAUUCCAUGUGGGCUAGAAACCCUGUUUUUAAAAUAAAAAUCAUCCUCAUAAUCAUCAUCAUCAUAAAGUGAAGAGCACAAUGAUUUAUAGCCAAACCCUUCUUGCCUGCUGAGCUUAUAAUCACUGAACAUCUAUGGAAUCAAUCUGAAAUAUUGGAGGGGGGGGUUGUUGUUUGCAAAAAGACCGCUUUGUAGUUCUCAUGCUUACUAAGAUAAAAUUCAAAAGUGGUGGGUGAUGCCUGGUGCUACCUCAGAAGACAGAGAGGGCAGGCAUCUGAGGGGACAGAGGUGAGGACUAGAAUGGUGUCCCUAUGAUAGCCAGGCAGACUAUGCAAAAUCAGUCAAAAUGUGGCAUUCAAUUAGAUUAACUCAGGUGCAGAAUUAGGACACGUUUCUUAGGCAUCCAGACCAGCUGCCCCCAACUUGGUGCUCUGGGGCUGCUAGGAAUUGUAGUCCAAAAUAGCUGGAGACCAUCAGAUUGGUAAAAGCUGGUGUGGACAAAGGGUAUCCAACGUGGUGCUCUCCAAAUGUUGUGGACCGCAACUCCCAUAAGCCCCAGCCAACACAACCAAUGGUGAGAGAUGAUGGGAGAUGGAGUCCAGCAACACCUAGAGAACACUGCUUUGGCUACUCCUGGGGCAGACUAUGAGUACAGGGCUGUCCAUCAUGGACACCAAUACUCCACCUCGCAUUUCUCUCAAAGCCUCCUGUAAUGAAACUGUAUACAAGGUUCUUCCUGAAAACCAAAACAUAACAAGAGAAUGGUACCAUUUACCAAGGCUUGGUAAAUUUCCCCAAAGGACAGGAGAAUAAUCUAAGGCACCUUAUUCAGCUUAGUUAUUUGCAAAACAUACACAAAGCCCCCAGAGUAUAUUUAUAUCAAAGGGCACUUGGUCAUCUUGCAGGGUAUUGUAGAAUCAUAGGACUGUAAGAGUUGGAAGAGGCCCAAAGGAUCAUUCAACCCCCUGCAAUGCAGGAAUCACAGCUGAAGAAUCCCUGAAGACAAAAUGUGUCGUCGUCGCCCCCCCCCCCCCACUUCUUGAAUACUUACAUAGAUUGUACAUUUGUGCCCUAAUUAAAAGCAAUUGCUUAGUCAUACAUACCUCUUUUUAUGAAAGAGAAACUGCAUCCCUCCAGCUUGCUUUUUAAUACUUGUUGUGGAAGUGGUUGUAAAGAAGAAAAGGGUGUGAAAGGUUGUGAUGUCUCACUAAAGAAGGCUGGAAGAAAAAACUCUUCCUACCUGCCUCCCCUUACCAGAUUAACAGUGUUAUAAAAUCAUUAGCUAGCUUCCAAUUUUUUUUACUCCUCUCUCACUUAGCAGAAUCAGGAGAAGAGUUUGGAUAACAAUUUCUGAGUUGCUGCUGCAAUGUGAUCACUCUCAAGCAGCCUUUGCCAACUGUGUGCCCUCCAGAUGUUCGAACUACAAGUCCCAUCAGCCCAAACCAUGGAUGUGCCUGCUGAGGCUGAUGAGAGCUGUGGUUCAAAACAGCUAGAGGGCACCAGAUUAGCAAAGGGAUCUCUUCAAGAACAGAGGAGCCUAGUGUAGGGGUUCCACAGUAGUGUGUGCUUUACUUUUAAGUGGCCCACACAGUUCACAUACAUCACUCAUUGAGAAGGAUCAAAUUCAGUUAGUAAGUAGGAGCAAUACCCCAGAAUUAUCCACUUUUCACUCAGGCCUGGAUUCAAGACAUUUCAGUGCCUACCACAGAAAAAAACAACACACCAAACAGUAUACUCCCUCCCAUGAAUUAACACAGGGAGGGGUAAGAACUUCCUUGGAAACUUCCCAGUGACCUGGGCCCCUUGGGUCAAUCCGUCUCCCAACUCUUGUCCUCUUAUAACAACAUCAAGAUCUAUCUGGGGCAGGCAUGUCCAAAGUCCGUUUUGGGGGCCUAAUCCGGCCCUCCAGUCAGUUUAAUCCAGCCCCUGUGGCAGUUUAUUUCCUAGGGUAAAAUCCUAAGAAACCUCAACAACUUCAAUCCUAAACAAAGCUCAACCACUUCAAUCCUAAAAAAAGGUUAACAACUUUGGUUGGCCCUCACGGCCGUUCACUUCAUCAAAUCUGGCCCUCUUUGAAAAAAGUUUGGAUACCACUGAUCUAGGGAAUAACAGAAUCAUAUAAUUGUACAGUUGGAAGGGUCCCGAGAGUCAUAUGGUCCAACCCCUUGCAGUGCAAGAAUCACAGCUAAAGAAAUUUGGAAUUUAUGUGAUUUGAUUUGAUUGGUCUGUUAAUAAAAAUUAUUU